Molecule: messenger RNA, 1689 nt
Organism: Coprinopsis cinerea okayama7#130
Lineage: Eukaryota; Fungi; Basidiomycota; Agaricomycetes; Agaricales; Psathyrellaceae
Exons: 3
Coding region: 97-1689 (530 amino acids)
Source: RefSeq, a predicted model, not a curated record
CUUGUAUACUUCCUUUUCCAGACUGUAAUCUUCGACUGCUGUCAUUCAGGCUCUGGUUUGCGAGAAGGUCCAGAUGAGGACGACGAAAACGCACCCAUGGAAAGAGGGGUCAUGCUUGACCCAAGUGAUGGUUACAAGAUGACCGAGGGGCAGGACGAAGACGUCGCUGUCCAAGGUGCCGUUGAGAAAGCCGCCUCGAACGAGGGCAGUCUCAAUGGAUCCUACGUACGCCUCUCGGCAUGUUGGUCCACCGAAACUGCUAGGGAAUCCAACAAAUCGGGUCACUUUACCAGCGCGCUACUCAAACGCCUCAGGCUCGACGACGGACCCAAGCUCACUUACGCACAACUUAUUCGAGGACUUGGUCCUCUUGAGGGGCAACGACCACAGUGUGAGGGCGCCAACAGCUCCUAUAUUGUCUUCCAAGGCCGUCCUCAAACGCUGCUCCCUCUGUCUUAUCUCGUCACCUCCUCUGGACCCUUUGUCAGAGUCAGCGCUGGCGAGGCGGAUGGCGUAACGAAAGGUGACCGAUUCGACAUAUUCGCAGAUGGCAUGCCUAUAGAGACCGCCAUUGUUUCCGACUCCCCUACCGCCUUCACAUCGGACCUGGACAUCGAUGCAGACAAGUUCAACGAAUUGACAGCAUCAGCGCAAUCGGUUUGUGCAGUACAGUCACGUAUCGCUUCGAAGCCGAAAUUCCGCGUCUACCUGGCCACAUCGGAUCCAAAUUCCGGAAUUUGCUCCCAACUUGAGCAACAGGUGGCUCGUCUUGCAGCCGCUGACGACAUGAGGUCCAUUGUGUCUGUUCUUCAUGGCGAGCCUGCGGACAUGAUCAUUCGCAUCGAUGUGGGAGAGGACGGUCGACACCACGCUACCUUCGAGCUUCAUCAUGCUCUUCUCCCCCAACCCAUUCACCUGCACUCACCAGCACCGGCAACCCACCAAGCCGUCUACCGCGUCAUGACAGCAGCAGCAGACUUUUACUGGCAUCUCGAUCGCACGAGCGGUAACAAGGGCAAGAUUGCGAAUUCAAUCCAGGUCGACCUUCACAGGUUGAAGCCCAUGGCACCAGGCACCAACAUGAAAACGGUCAAGGGCACAAAAUUGAUUCCGGGCGAGGCCAUAGAUUAUGACGGUUCUGAAGAAUUUGGGUUGACCGUAUCAUGUCGCUCGGGUUUAUCGCUUCAUGUUGCGGCCUUUUUCUUCAACCUCAGCACUCUCAGCAUCGAGCCUCUCUUUCUCCCGCCGAUCGCCCUAAAUCAAGAUGUGGAACCGACUCUGAACAAGAAAGAGAAAUCCCUUCCGAUUGGAUACCAAUCCUCAGGCUGGCCCCCAUUGACGUUCUCCUUCCCGGAAUCCGUUUCAGUUGGCGACACUGUGAACGUUGGUUUCAUCAAGGUCUUUCUCUGCCAUGAUUACGUCGAGUACGAACGAAUCAUCCAGGGCUCGCCUUUCAAGGACCUCUCCGCCUUCGAUCACCUCUCGAAUGUGACGGACGCCCUCGAUUUCGGCAAGGGGCUAGAUACCUCUCCCGAUGGUGAGCCGCUGUCAGGAGGCCGACCUAGAGGAUCGCUUUUGAGCAAACUCUUCAAUGUUUUUUCUUCGAGCACCUUCUCCUACUUUCGCAACGGGAGCAGCGCAUACGACUGGGAUACCGUGACCCGCCUUGUGACCCUUCGUAGAACGUAA